AUACCUCAAUAUUGAACAAUAGUCACGGAAUCAUUUUAGCCCAAACAAGAAAUAUCUGUUAUUGAAUUGUUUUACAACUUGAAAACAGAUAAAUCAAAACAAAACCUUAGAAGAAAAAAUCGGCAGCGAUCGUUAUCUUGUAAUGAACCUGUUUUAAUCGAAAGUUCUUAAAGAUCUGUGUUUGGUGUCUACAUAGAUUUGCGUGAUCAAGACUUGCAGACGACAAUCGUUUCUCGUGGUUACCAGGACAGGAAGUCGCUAUCACAGGGUUUAUAGAGUGAGAUUUUGCAACCAGUCAUGGCUGAACAAUUAACGGAAGAACAACUUCGAGAAUUGAAACUGGUGUUUAACAUAUUUGACACAAAUGGAAAUUCAGAGAUUGACGCCAGUGAAUUAGAGAAAGUUCUACAAGCAAUGAACCAAAACCCCACACCAGAAGACGUGCAAGAACUUCUGGAAGAGAUUGGUGCUGACGAUGGAGUGAUCACGUUUGAGCAGUUUUUACAAUGCGCACCCUCUAGAAUGCGUUCAAACGACGAAGAAGCGGACAUGGUGAAGGCAGCCUUCCGAGUUUUUGAUAAGGACGGAAGUGGAUACAUUUCUAUGGAUGAAGCUAAAGAGAUCCUACAACGAGGAGAGAACGGGAUCACGGACGAGGAAGUAGACGAAUUCUUCCAAACCGCGGACCUCGACAGUGACGGCAGGAUCAACCUUGAAGAAUUUGCAACAAUCCUAAAUAGACCUUUUAUUGUGGAACCAAAUGAAUGAUGAAGAGAGCAUGUGCAAUAUCAACUGAGAUGAAGCAGUUUGUGUACACUCCAAAUCUUUCAUCGAAGAAUGAUAUUAUUUAUAUUUGGAACACCUAUAAUAGGAUUUCUAUUUAAUGUUUAAAUGAUGUACAGUGUAAAAAAAAACAAACAAUACAUUUCCAUUCCUUGAUCUUGUUUAAUUAUUACUAAAACACAAAACGUAAUUAUGCUGUAUUAAUAUGGUUGGCAAAGACAAACUACAUUUUCAAAAAUUGCCUUAAAAGGUAUUUGUUAAAAUGCAAUAUCACAGCUGAAACAUAUUGUACAAAGAUAUACAGUCCCUUAUUCCUUAAAAUUGAUUUAUAUUCACAAAACCACAAUAAAGAAAAACAU
Messenger RNA from Saccostrea cuccullata (small rock oyster), 1142 nucleotides. RefSeq names its product calmodulin-alpha-like. The transcript is spliced from 5 exons. Gene Ontology annotation, molecular function: calcium ion binding. Lineage: Eukaryota; Metazoa; Mollusca; Bivalvia; Ostreida; Ostreidae. Gene Ontology annotation, cellular component: myosin II complex. The record is from RefSeq and is a predicted model, not a curated record. Bases 298 to 768 code for a protein of 156 amino acids.